ACCAUCGAGUCGGUGUCUGUGGAUGAGAACGAAAUCGAGUAUCCCGAUGGGGGUAUCAAGGCAUACACUGUGCUGUUUGGCGCAUUUCUAGGAUUCACCGUCAAUUUCGGGCUUAUCAACUCUGUUGGAGCGGUGCAGUCGUAUUUGAAUAAUCACCAGUUGCAGAACGUGUCGUCUUCCAUCUCGUCGCUUAUUUUCUCCAUCUUUUUGUGCAUCAGCUAUGUUGCCGGCAUUUUUUCUGGCGUGCUGUUUGACGAGUUCGGCAGCCGCAUCCCCAUGGCUACUGGGACCGUCCUGCUUUUUUUAGGGCUUUUUCUGACAGGCGAAUGCGAGUCGGUGGCUGCGUUUGUGCUCGUGUUUGGAGUCAUUUCCGGUACGUCGCUCGGGUUUUUGAUGUCGCCGCUUGGAGGAGUGGUGUCGCACUAUUUCAUGAAAAAACGGGCCCGUGCAUUUGCAAUAGCCACCCUCGGCGGGUCCGUGGGCGGCGUGGUGUUCCCGCUGAUUCUCAACAAGCUGUACACGACAGUCGGCUUCAAGUGGACCAUGCGAAUUCUUGCGUUUAUCUGUUCUGGCCUGCUGGUCGUCUCGUUUACCCUGAGUAAAGAAAGACUGAGGCCCGAGUCGCCGUUCGCAGACACACAACUUCCGUUCGGAAAAAAGCUCAAGCUCGUGCUCAAGAAUGUCUACUUUAUGAGCAAGCGGUCGAUCGACUUCAAGGCCCUCAAAGACCCAAAGUUUCUAUUUUGCACUCUUGGCGGAGCAUUUACCGAAGUGUCGCUCGUGUGCUCUUUGACUUAUUAUGCCUCCUUUAUCAUCUUCAUUGGCUACACGGAAACACAAGGAAACACGAUGCUGACCAUCGUCAACGCGGUGGGCGUGAUAGGCCGCUUCAUCCCGGGCGUCAUUGCCGACAAAAUCGGGCCAUUCAACGUGAUGAUCGUCAUGUCUGCCGGAAUUUCGCUCUCGGACCUCGCACUGUGGCUCGGCUACGCUACGACGUCGAAAAGCCUGGCCUCGCUGUACACGUUUGCGACGAUCUACGGCUUUUUCAGCUCCUCGGCACUCAGUCUGACCCCGGCCUGCUGUGCAGCCGUCUCGCCGACAAAAGACUUUGGCAAAAGAUACGCGACACUCUCGUUUGUGAUAGGGGUGCUGUUCUUGGGCGGGCUCACGGCAGGGGGUGCCAUCAUCGGCAAACAGUCGGUCGCAUCGUACCAGUACUUUGUCGCCUACACGGGGAUAUUGGCAGCAAUCGCCUGUGCCAUCUGGAUCACCGCCCGC
Ogataea polymorpha is the source of this 1281-nucleotide messenger RNA. RefSeq lists its product as uncharacterized. Gene Ontology annotation, biological process: transmembrane transport. Gene Ontology annotation, molecular function: transmembrane transporter activity. The record is from RefSeq and is a predicted model, not a curated record. NCBI's taxonomy places the organism in Eukaryota, Fungi, Ascomycota, Pichiomycetes, Pichiales, Pichiaceae. The transcript has a single exon. The annotation marks the transcript as partial. Gene Ontology annotation, cellular component: fungal-type vacuole membrane.